AUCUUCCACGACGUUGCCUACAAGGCGAAGGACCGGACGGACCUGCUGUCGGGGAUCGAUGAGUUCCUGGAUCAGGUGACCGUCCUCCCGCCGGGGGAAUGGGACCCCAGCAUCCGCAUCGAGCCCCCGAAGAGCGUCCCCUCCCAGGAGAAGAGGAAGUUGCCGUCGGCGCAGAAUGGCUCCGCCCACAACUGUGACAUCAUCAAGGAGUCGGAGCAUCAGGCGGGGCCAGAGCUGCAGAGGACGGGCCGGGUUUUCGGGGGUUUGGUGAACGACGUCCGCAGGAAGAUCCCGUUCCUGUGGAGCGACGUGCGGGACGCCGUCAGCCUGCAGUGUGUCGCCUCCGUCCUCUUCCUGUACUGCGCCUGCAUGUCUCCCGUCAUCGCCUUCGGGGGGCUGCUGGGGGAGGCCACCAAGGGGAACAUC
This is a messenger RNA of Notothenia coriiceps (black rockcod), 426 nucleotides long. Its product is annotated as sodium bicarbonate cotransporter 3-like. Gene Ontology annotation, cellular component: plasma membrane; apical plasma membrane; basolateral plasma membrane. The transcript is spliced from 3 exons. Lineage: Eukaryota; Metazoa; Chordata; Actinopteri; Perciformes; Nototheniidae. The annotation marks the transcript as partial. Gene Ontology annotation, biological process: monoatomic anion transport; regulation of intracellular pH; bicarbonate transport. The record is from RefSeq and is a predicted model, not a curated record. Gene Ontology annotation, molecular function: sodium:bicarbonate symporter activity; monoatomic anion transmembrane transporter activity; solute:inorganic anion antiporter activity.